AUGGCUUUAAAGCUUGAUAUGAGUAAAGCUUUUGAUAAAGUUGAAUGGGGCUGCCUUCAUGAUAUAAUGUUAAAGAUGGGUUUUAAUACUAAAUGGGUUAACCUUAUGAUGCUUUGUGUUACCUCUGUUACAUAUUCCAUCAGGAUCAAUGGCGAGCCCCGUGGCCAUAUCACCCCUACGAGAUGCUUGCGACAAGGGGACCCCAUAUCCCUUUUUCUUCUCUUGUUUUGUGCAGAAGGACUAUCCGCCCUCCUCAAUCAAGCCUCUAGAAGUGGGGCAAUCCAUGGUGUUGCUGCAUGCCCACGGGGUCCACAGAUCUCCCACCUUUUCUUUGCAGAUGAUAGUAUAAUCUUCUGUCGAGCCACUAGUGUUGAUUGUACUCACCUACAACACAUCUUGGAGACCUAUGAACAAGCAUCUAGCCAACAACUCAACCAUGACAAGACUACCUUAUUCUUCAGCAAAAACAGAACACUUGAGGUCGGAAAGGAAAUCCUCAUCAAGGCAGUGGCUCAAGCGAUUCCCACCUAUACAAUGAGUGUUUUUAAGCUUCCAGACUCCCUUUAUGAUGAGAUGACAAGUAUGGGCUGGCACCUUCAAAGCAACACACGCUCCCUAGUUCAUCGUGUUCUCAAGGCAUGUUACUUCCCUGACCGUGACUACAUCCAUGCUGAAUUGGGCCGAACACCCUCCUAUGCUUGGAGAAGCAUAAUGGCUGCCCAAGAUGUUGUUGGGGCCGGUCACCGAUGGAGCAAUGAGUCCAUAGACCACCUUCUCAGGGAGUGCGAAAUAGCUCAAAAAUUCUGGCAAGAAUUGCAAAUCCCUUAUUGCCUAAGAGAUUCCUUUAAGCUUCGAAUUGGAGAGUGGCUUGAACUCAAUUGCAAGGCUAGGAUGAGCUCCAAAUUUAUGGGUAUUCUGUGGAAGUUACUGUUUCUGAUGGGAGUAUGGCAGCUAUGGUUACAUUGGAAUAACUUUGUGUUUUGGACAGAACUGUGGGCACUAAGAGAUGGGCUGAACUUGGCAAGGGAGCUCAGGUUGAAUAACCUUAUUAUAGAACUUGAUGCUUUAAGUGUUGUAAUUCUCAUGAACAAUGACUCUAAAAAUUUGUUGAUGAAACCCCUCCUAACUGAUUGCAAGAACCUAUUGAAGGCAAUCCCAAAUAAGUAG
Messenger RNA from Quercus robur (English oak), 1167 nucleotides. RefSeq lists its product as uncharacterized. Bases 1 to 1167 code for a protein of 388 amino acids. Gene Ontology annotation, molecular function: RNA-DNA hybrid ribonuclease activity; nucleic acid binding. NCBI's taxonomy places the organism in Eukaryota, Viridiplantae, Streptophyta, Magnoliopsida, Fagales, Fagaceae. The record is from RefSeq and is a predicted model, not a curated record. The transcript is spliced from 5 exons.